Molecule: messenger RNA, 7442 nt
Organism: Piliocolobus tephrosceles (Ugandan red Colobus)
Lineage: Eukaryota; Metazoa; Chordata; Mammalia; Primates; Cercopithecidae
Gene: MTUS2
Product: microtubule associated scaffold protein 2
Exons: 16
Coding region: 555-4703 (1382 amino acids)
Cellular component (GO): cytoplasm; nucleus
Molecular function (GO): microtubule binding
Source: RefSeq, a predicted model, not a curated record
GAGGUGAUAGCGAGCGGCGGCUGCUCCAGGUGCGGGGGCGCCCCUCGCGCUCCACCUGCGCCGCCGCCGGCUCUCAGGGUAAGUUUAUCUUCUCCCUUCUGCGGAAACGCUUGGCCGCUUAGCGGAGUACAUACCUGUCGGUAAAUAGAAAACUCGAGCUGGAGAGGAGGAGGAAGCAGCGUGGCGGAACCUGGCCCGGGAUGAGCGUCUAGGUGAGGGCAGUGGUGGCCUCUUGGACAUUACAUCUUUCUUGGCUCUUUUCGACCCAGGUUUCCACAGCUGGAUUGUUUACUAGGGCCCAUUGUCACCAAUGGCAGUAAAACUCAUUUUCUGGCGAGCAGGGUCUCACGGACUAAUUGGCUCUCAUUCAGCAGGAACCUAACAGAUGAGUCUUCCUGCUGUAUAUCAAGAGAAUGCUUGCUUUUCAAGCUGUUCUGAGAAUGACUAAAGCAGUGUAACAAGGUGACAUUGUCAGGGGAGGACAAGCAGCCUGAGAAUUUCCUAUUAAUCUGAUUGCAGCUUGAAGGCAGCCCAUUUCCAUUACAUAGGACUGCAUGGCAAGCAGCCCCACCAAAGGGUUGACAAUGAGCGUCCCAGUGGCUCCUAAGAAAUCAUGUUACACUCAGCUGCGGGACAACAGAAAUGCAGCAAGAAAUAAUAAUGAGAGCAUUCUAAGUCUGGGAGAUACAAAUGCCAAUCAAAUCAUGUUGGAGGUCAGUUCCUCUCAUGCUGAGUCCAAGACGUGUGACCUGGAAGAUGAAAUUGGAAACACAAAUUCAAGUGAGCCAGAAAACCGUACCCAUUUCCAUAAGGAAUUUCACCAACUUCAGGGCUUUGAGAAGGGAUCUCAGCCUGGCUCCACCAGCCUGAAAGAUUUUAGACUUUCUUCAACCAUUCAGAGGGAACUCAAUGAAGAGCACACAAUGGAGACAGGCACAGACAGCCUGCAGACCCCGCGGAGUAUCCAGGGACCAAGUCUGUCGAGUUGGAGAAAUGUGAUGGGUGAGGCCAGUCUAGACGUUUUGGCUAAAAGGGAUGCUGAAAUUCCCCGGCACGUUCCCAAGGAUAAAUUGGCAAAGACCCUAAACAAUGAGGAACUGAGGAGGCAUUCUUUGGAAAGAGCAAGCAGCUCUGUAGCUGUAGUCGGGAGCCUGACUCCGCAGCAUCCACAGCCUGCACCCCUCGACUCCCAGGAAGCACGGGGUCAGGUGCCUGGGGGUGGGGAGGGGCCACAGAAGACAUUGCCAGACCACGCUCUCCCGGCAGCGUUCCCUCUAACUGAGAGUACCUCACAGGGAAAGAGUGUGUGUCAUCCUAAACCAUCUACCUCAGAGACCAAGCAGAGCACCCCCUCAGAGACCCAGACAGUGGGAGCACAUGUACUGCAGGUGUGCAGUGAGCACACAUCGCGUUCUGCCCAUCCAGAGCCCGCUCUGAAUCUGACUUUGGCAUCGAAGGAAAUCCCGAGUAAGCCAGAGGCACAAUUAGGUCAGGGAAAGGGAGAGGCCAAGCUGGAGCUGAAAUAUGUUUCACCCAGGAGGGUUGAACAGGAGGGAAAGGCAGCCCAGGAAGGGUAUCUGGGAUGCCACAGGGAAGAGAAUCCGUCAGCUUUGGAGGGAAAGGAUCUGUGUGGGGAAGCACACCCAGAAACCACCGAUGCACUUGGCGGUCUGCCAAACAGUGACCUCCAGCACCUUGGGGUGGGAAGAGGCAACAGUGAAGAGAAGAGAGGAGUCAACCCAGGGAAGCUGGAUUCUCUCCACACCACCCCCAAACAGGCCUCUGCUUCCUUAGGAGGGGCUGAUAAUCAGCCCACUGGCAAAAUUUCACCAUGUGCAGGUGGGAAGUUGGGUGAAAGGACAUCCAGCAGCUUUUCACCAGGUGAUGGUCAUGUGGCUUUUAUUCCUAAUAAUCUGACUGACGGCAAGCCCUUGGAUGUCAUUGAGGAGGAAAGGCAGUUGGGCAGUGGGCAACCCACGGUGGACAAGGACAGUGUUACGCUUUUGGUGUUCAAUCCUUCUGUUGGAGAGAGCCAGACAGAGGUGCCUGAGCCCCUGGAACCUCAAAGUGGCAGCUCAGAAGCACGGGAAAGCAAAGAGAUCACCACAUCUGUUGCUGAAAACAGGAACCUUCUAGAGAAUGCAGAUAAGAUUGAACGCACCUCAGCAAGAGUAGAUUCAGUUCUCAAUACUCCAGCAGCCCUCCACCCAGAGACAACUGUGAACAUGACCCACCAGCCUCCAACACCCAGUAGCCGUUUUCAGGAUGUUAGCGUGUUCGGUAUGGAUGCAGUGUCCCCCUUGGUGGUAACACCCCCUGCUGAUAGUGCACGCUUGUUGAACACAUCCCCCAAAGUGCCUGACAAGAAUGCCUGCCCCAGUGGGAUCCCCAAGCCUGUCUUCACACAUUCCAAGGACACACCUUCCUCGCAGGAGGGAAUGGAGAACCAUCAGCUUGAAAAAACAGAGGAGAGGACAGAAACCAAGCCCAUCAUUAUGCCCAAGCCCAAGCAUGUGAGGCCCAAGAUCAUCACCUACAUCAGGAGGAAUCCCCAAGCCCUGGGCCAGGUGGACGCCUCGCUGGUUCCAGUGGGGCUUCCAUAUGCCCCGCCCACAUGUACCAUGCCUCUUCCCCAUGAAGAGAAGGCAGCAAGUGGUGACCUGAAGCCAUCUGUCAACCUCUAUGAGAAAUUCAAGCCAGACCUGCAGAAGCCAAGGGUCUUCAGUUCUGGAUUGAUGGUGUCUGGAAUCAAGCCCCCAGGACAUCCUUUCAGUCAAAUGAGUGAAAAGUUUUUGCAGGAGGUUACAGACCACCCUGGAAAAGAAGAGUUCUGUUCUCCUCCCUAUGCUCAUUACGAAGUCCCUCCAACUUUCUAUCGGUCAGCCAUGCUCCUUAAGCCGCAGCUAGGAUUGGGUGCAAUGUCCCGUUUACCAUCUGCAAAGAGCAGGAUUCUGAUUGCAAGUCAGAGGUCUUCAGCGAGUGCCAUCCACCCACCAGGACCCAUAACAACAGCUGCCAGUCUCUACAAUUCCGAUCCUUCAGAUAUAAAGAAAGCUUCCAGUUCAAAUGCUGCAAAAUCCAAUCUCCCGAAAUCUGGUCUCCGUCCUCCUGGAUACUCACGUCUCCCAGCAGCCAAGCUGGCGGCGUUUGGCUUUGUCCGGAGCUCCAGCGUCUCCUCAGUCUCCAGCACCCAGUCCGGGGACAGUGCACAGCCAGAGCAGGGCCGGCCGGCCACCCGUACAACCUUUGGGAAUGAAGAACAGCCAGUUCUGAAGGCAUCUCUGCCUUCUAAGGACACACCCAAGGGGGCCGGCCGGGUGGCCCCUCCGGCGUCCUCCAGUGUGGCAGCACCCCGCAGGAGUUUACUUCCAGCGCCAAAAUCCACUUCCACACCCGCUGGAACAAAGAAAGACACUCAGAAAGAUCAAGAUACGAAUAAACCUGCUGUUUCAUCUCCUAAGAGAGUAGCAGCUUCAGCCACCAAGCUUCAUUCACCAGGAUACCCAAAGCAGAGGACUGCGGCAGCGCGAAAUGGGUUUCCGCCCAAGCCGGACCCGCAGGCCCGUGAGGCUGAGCGGCAGCUGGUGCAGCGGCUGAAGGAGCGGUGUGAGCGGCAGACUAGACAGCUGGGCGUCGUGCAAGGGGAGCUGAAGAGGGCCAUCUGCAGCUUUGAUGCACUUGCCGUGGCCACGCAGCAUUUCUUUAGAAAGAGUGAAAGUGCCCUUGUGAAAGAAAAAGAGCUGUCAAUCGAACUUGCAAACAUCAGGGAUGAAGUUGCCUUCCAUACAGCAAAGUGCGAGAAACUACAAAAGGAGAAGGAGGAGCUGGAGAGGCGGUUCGAGGACGAGGUGAAGAGGCUGGGCUGGCAGCAGCAGGCCGAGCUCCAGGAGCUGGAGGAGCGGCUGCAGCUGCAAUUCGAGGCAGAGAUGGCGCGCCUGCAGGAGGAGCACCGUGACCAGCUGCUGAGCAUCCGGUGUCAGCACCAGGAGCAGGUGGAAGAUCUCACCGCCAGCCAUGAGGCUGCUCUCCUGGAGAUGGAAAAUAACCACACAGUUGCCAUCACAAUCCUGCAGGAUGACCACGACCACAAAGUCCAAGAAUUGAUGUCCACUCAUGAGCUUGAAAAGAAAGAAUUGGAAGAAAAUUUUGAAAAACUGCGGCUGUCAUUGCAGGACCAGGUGGACACGCUGACCUUCCAGAGCCAGUCUCUGCGGGACAGAGCCCGCCGCUUCGAAGAGGCCUUGAGGAAGAACACAGAGGAGCAGCUGGAGAUUGCGUUGGCUCCUUAUCAGCACUUGGAAGAAGACAUGAAGAGUCUGAAGCAGGUAUUAGAGAUGAAGAAUCAGCAAAUACAUGAGCAGGAAAAGAAGAUUCUUGAGCUGGAAAAGCUGGCAGAAAAGAACAUUAUCCUAGAAGAAAAGAUCCAGGUUCUCCAACAGCAGAAUGAAGACCUCAAAGCAAGGAUUGACCAAAACACAGUUGUCACCAGACAACUGUCGGAGGAAAACGCUAACCUCCAGGAAUAUGUGGAGAAGGAAACCCAGGAGAAGAAGAGAUUGAGCCGAACCAACGAAGAGCUGCUUUGGAAGCUCCAAACUGGGGACCCGACCAGCCCGAUUAAACUCUCGCCCACAUCUCCCGUUUACCGCGGCUCCUCCUCGGGGCCCUCCUCUCCCGCCAGGGUCAGCACGACACCCAGAUGACGCCACUACGCGGCCUGCGGGAGCUCCGGCUUCUCGUCCUCCAGUCUCCACCCCGAGGGAGCACCGACCCGGUGCCGCCGGAGCUGGCCCUGUGCGCAUGCUCAGUAGCUGCGAAUGCAUCCUAGGCGCGUCCUCCUCUGACCCCCAUGUAAGACUGUCCUGGUGUCCGCACUUCGGAACGUGUAAAUGGUAAAGUCUGAUGUGCAAACGUUUUACCAUAGUUAGAGCCAAAAGAAAGACACUUGCAAUUGUUCUUGAGCAAUGAACUUUCACUGCAGAAUUUCAGGUUAGUUACAAAAAGCUCAGUUUUCAAUAUACAUUGAAUAAUCAUUGUGUACUGCACCGAUAUGUGUGUAUAUUGAGAUAUACGUAUAUACACAUGCGGCGGUUCUGAAUUUCAUUUUUUAUAAUAUGAAGUGCUGACAUAUUUUAGUGAAGGUCAGCAGUUUUCUAACUUGUGCCUAAGAAUUAUUGGGAAAUGAAAAUGCAUUUCUAUCUAGCCUCCCAGGAAUAUUUCUACCCAAAAUAGAAAAAGGAAAAAAAAAAAUAAAAAAGAUACAAGAGAAGAAGCGCCUUUCAACUCACCACCAAGUGGUACUCUCUUUAACACGAACACCAGCUAUUUGUGAACGGUAACUGCCUUUGGAACCAUCAGCUUCUUAGUCAACAUGAUGUGAGAUCACUAUUAUUCCAUUCGCAAGUUUUAAUUACAGAGACUCCUGUCAUGAGCGGAUAAGGGAGAGCGGUGGGAAACCCUGAGAGCUUUAACAGUUUUGCAGAUGUUUCUCAUGACAGUGACUCAUCUCUAACAGUCUUGUAAACACAGUUUUGCUUUUUUCCUAAAUGGCAUCUCAGACUCGGUCAUUAAGCUAUCGUUGCACCCUCCGGAAAACAUGUUGCACCCUCCGGAAAACCUUUGAAUGAGAGUGAGGAUGACCUUGGAGAUGACCGCGCCCAUUCGCACUCCAUCCUCAUGAAGGAAAUUGCUGCUAGGGUCUGUAUUUUGACCAGGCACAGAGGGGGAACGUCACUCCAGCUUUCCAUGUGGUUCACUCUGAUGCAAUGCUGUAAAUGAUCAACUCGUUGAAAUAGGACCCUCAGGCCCCCAUUUCAUAGCAGCCCCCACUUCAGUUUGGUUCUACAACUCAACCCCUUCAGUGCACACUGAGAUGGCUCAGGGGUUCUGGCAGGGGCUUCCAGAAAAAAAAACACCAUUUCGGUCCCCGGGGGACCAGUUCUGAGCUGUGCUAGAUCAUCACACGACCACCCAGAAACCCACUUCCACUUCCUGCUGGAUGAUCAGGCAACGCUGCUGCUGACCGUGCGCCCAUCUUAGAUCCAGAAGGUUCUCCCAAACAGAGGAGCCCAGUGAAACAGCCAGCCAGGGGGCGCCAGCUCCUGGACUGGCAUCUGUCUCUAAAAUGGUAGAAUUAGGAUAUGAACAGUACUCAUGUAGUGGUGUGGAAGAUUAGGAGCAUGAUACACAAAAGGAAGAAGUAGUUGUAACAGAUACGGUGAUGAUGAUGAUGCUCUUGUUUCCUGUAUGCGACAAAGACCCUGUACUUUCUCCCUGAGACCCCCCCCCCCCAAAAUUGUCCUGAGCACAGGCCUGUCUUUGAGUGUGCCCAAGGCGAGAAGAACCAUGAGGGGAUCCUGCAGGGGCCGGAGCCAUGGAGCGGGGAAGAAACAGCCAGCGGACAGAGUCGGCUUGCCCAGGGCACGCCUACUCGGCACACAUACGGCCAACAUGAAGGCAGACAUGGUCCCUGGCCCUAGCGUGAGUCCAAGCUGGGCUUCCGGGCCUCGGGUACAUCUCCAGCAAACCUCCAAGGGUCUUGCUCCUUCUGGGGACGUACACAGUAAAUCCACAUGGAAGUGCCACCAUUUCUCUUUGCUUUAGUGGCUCUGCAUGAUACUGUGAUAUUGAGUUGGGCAUUCCAUUAGAGUAGAUCACGCCACAUUGACUAAGUACACAAUCAUUUAUUCUUGUAGCAGGCACAACCUGCAAACACACAUUCGGUUACAGCUUAGCUGCCCGAAUUAGGAACCGCUUACAUAGCCGCACCUGCUAAACGCAGUUACACAGCAAUACCGACUUCCGUGUGAUGCUAGAACGUGGUACAGUGUGUUAGGCUGCUGUGGUCAGAGUUGUAGCAUUGUUAGCACUAAGUAAUUCCUCAUUAGGUGGACUUUGGUGAGAGCUUUACCCUAACCCACCCUGACCUUGGGUGCUUGAGCUAAUUUCCACAUGGCCCUGGCUUUGUGUUUUCUUUUUUUUUUUCUUUUGUUACGGACACCCAUCGUGUAUGGCUCCUCAUCUGAGCCAUCACUGCUCCAGAAACACAUGGGGCAGCAGCUGCUGUGCCUCCUCCUCGAUUCUUCCACCCCCCACACCAUCAGAAUUCAGAUUUCUCUCCACGUGGUGUCUGCCUCUGUCCCCUUCCAGGCUGGAGCGACGUUUCCAUGUUCGGAUGCUGCAGCCUCUGCACCUGCCUCAGACAGACCCGCCAGAUACCACCUGUCUCUGCGUGGUAUUUGGGGGAUGCAUGGGCGGCCUGCCCGUCACAUGCUGGGACAAGGUUCUGGCUGGAUGUCAGAAAGGAUGGGGGUGGGGGCAGCCCUGGCAGUGAUUCGUUGAAUGAAUUGGGUCACAACAUCCCUUUUCCUGCCCCUACAGUUUGUGUUGCAUAUUUGUGUUUAACUUUAAAGCCUAUUAAAAUAAACUUGAGGGACUUUCUG